Messenger RNA from Sinocyclocheilus grahami, 541 nucleotides. RefSeq names its product gem-associated protein 8-like. The record is from RefSeq and is a predicted model, not a curated record. The transcript has 3 exons. Bases 98 to 526 code for a protein of 142 amino acids. Gene Ontology annotation, cellular component: SMN complex. Lineage: Eukaryota; Metazoa; Chordata; Actinopteri; Cypriniformes; Cyprinidae. Gene Ontology annotation, biological process: spliceosomal snRNP assembly.
GCCAUAAAACCAAAAGAAGAAGAAGAAGAGAUUCUCAUGGUAGAGGAAGGCAUAAGUGGUACAGAAAUAGAUUCCAUUAACUAGUCUCCUCUUCGUAAUGGCCAGUCAGGGUGAUGGAGAGGUGUGGUACGCCCAUCCGGUUUACGCCCGAUAUUGGCAGCACUACCAGCAGGCCAUGAGCUGGCACCAGAGGCAUAAGCGGGCAUACAGAAAAGCUUUGGAGGUUGGCUACUUCCAGGCACUGUAUUCCAUGUACCCCUCUGCUGUCCAGCGAUACUCAGAUUGGCAUGCAGACGAGAGCUGGAGGAACGCUCCUAGAGACAGAACGACAGGUAGAGAAGAAGAAAGGGAGAAUGAGGCCACUGAUUCAGACCGUGAGAUGGAGGAGGAGAGUUCAGAUGAGAGCCAGAUCGAGUGUGACGUCAGUAACAUGGACAUCUCAGAAGAGCUGCGACAAUACUUUGCCCAGACAGAGCGACACAGGCAGGAACUCAGUAAGUGUUUAAAAACAUCUGGAAAUAUUUAGAAAAACUGACCUUUC